This is a messenger RNA of Polychytrium aggregatum, 1640 nucleotides long. Its product is annotated as ergosterol biosynthesis ERG4/ERG24. Gene Ontology annotation, molecular function: 7-dehydrocholesterol reductase activity. Bases 49 to 1485 code for a protein of 478 amino acids. Gene Ontology annotation, biological process: brassinosteroid biosynthetic process; cholesterol biosynthetic process. The record is from RefSeq and is a predicted model, not a curated record. Gene Ontology annotation, cellular component: endoplasmic reticulum membrane. Lineage: Eukaryota; Fungi; Chytridiomycota; Chytridiomycetes; Polychytriales. The transcript is spliced from 7 exons.
AACGGAGACACCCACCCAUCCCACCCAUCCCACGGCCCUCAAUCCGCCAUGGCCGUCACCCAAGACUCCACCAGCACCCUCAAGCAGCGCAACGUCAAGGCCUCCGGCUCCAGCGAGGCCACGGCCCCGACCCUGGUCGCUCAGACCGGCAAGACCUGGGGCCGAGCCCGCGAGAUCGGCAUCCUGACCAUCAUCGGCUCGUACAUCACCGUCCUCUUUGCGCCCCUCUUUGUGGUCUACAUGUGGGUCAGCUGCGACAAGUACCAAUGCGAAAUCCUUGGCCCCGCCAGCAAGCUUCUCACCUACGAUCUGUCGGACUCGAAGAGCUGGAUUGCAUUCCUGACCGAUGACUUCUUCCCCAAGCCCACUGCAGAGGGUUUCUAUCUGUACUUUGGAUGGCUGUUCUUCCAGGCCGCGCUGUACGUCUUCGUUCCCGCCAAGAUUGGCUAUGGACAGGAGACCCCUGCUGGUCUGAUCCUUCCCUAUGUCGUCAACGGUCUGCGCGCCUGGUUCAUCACCCACGCUCUCUUCAUCGCCGGCUCCAUCGGCCUCGGUCUCUUCCCAGCCUCGAUCAUCCACGACAACUGGGGCGCCCUCCUGAUCUCGGCCAACGUCUACGGCUUCUUCCUCGCCUUCUUCUCGUACGUCAAGGCCAACCUCUUCCCCUCGCACCCCGCCGACCGCAAGUUCUCGUCCUCCUUCAUCUACGAUUUCCUGAUGGGCAUCGAGUUCAACCCCCGCAUUGGCAAGUGGUUCGACUUCAAGCUCUUCCACAACGGCCGUCCCGGUAUCGUCGCCUGGACCCUGAUCAACCUGUCGUUUGCUGCCGCUCAGUACAACAACAUUGGAUACGUGACCAACUCCAUGAUCCUGGUCAACCUGUUCCACUUGAUCUACGUCCUUGACUUUUUCUACAACGAGGAUUGGUACCUGCGCACCAUCGACAUUUGCCACGACCACUUUGGUUUCUAUCUUGCCUGGGGUGACAGUGUCUGGCUGCCCUUCCUGUACACCCUCCAAUCCCACUAUCUCGUCCGCCACCCUGUCGACCUGAGUCUCCCCUACACCGGCGCCGUCCUCGCCGUGGGUCUCGCCGGAUACUACAUCUUCCGCGCCGUCAACCACCAAAAGGACAUUGUCCGCCGCACCGAUGGCAACUGCCUCAUCUGGGGCAAGCCUGCCAAGGUCAUCCGCACCGAGUUUGCCACCUCGGACGGCAAGACCCGCAAGUCGCUUCUCUUAAUCUCGGGCUUCUGGGGUCUCUCGCGCCACUUCAACUAUGUCGGCGAUCUCAUGAUCUCCCUUGCCAUGUGCAUGUCGUGCGGCACGGGCCACAUCCUCCCCUACUUUUACAUCUUCUACAUGACCUUCCUGCUCGUCCAGCGCAUCUUCCGUGACCAAGACCGAUGCCAGAACAAGUACGGCCACUACUGGGACCAGUACUGCAAGGCCGUGCCUUACAAGCUCAUCCCCUACAUCUGGUAAACGGGUGUGUCCUGACCUCGAGGUCGCUCGUUGUCGCGUUCACGCUGCAGCGUCAAUGCAUUUUCUGGGACUGAGGCAGCUGCUCCACUCGGACAGCAUCAAAGGCUCCCUGGAGCAUCACAACACCGAAUACAGCUCGCUUCGAUAUCCCUUUC